Messenger RNA from Paramecium sonneborni, 1931 nucleotides. The record is from the annotation of a GenBank genome assembly. NCBI's taxonomy places the organism in Eukaryota, Ciliophora, Oligohymenophorea, Peniculida, Parameciidae.
AUGUUAACAUAAUUAGAUUAAAAUCAAUAUUCAGAAGCAAUUCAAAAAUUGGAGUUAUUUAUUAGUUGCCGCUAAUUAGAUGACUUGGACACAACAACUGUGAGUGAUCCAUACGUAGUUCUUUUUUUAAAAAGUAAUUAAAGCAAUUGUAAUAAUGUGAAACUAUAAAAAUAGGGAGUAAGAUUGGAUAAACAGAAUUGAUCUGGAAUAAUUUAAAUCCUAAUUUUGCUACUUCUAUUAUUAUUGAUUAUCAUUUUGAAGUUUAAUAACAUCUAAAAUUAGAAGUUCAUCAUUAUGUUAAUUAAAAUCAAUCAAAAGUAUUGAAAAUAUCAAUAAAUAAUAGAUUAUAGGGAUAGCAGAGACUUCAGUAGCAGAGAUAGCUGGAGCAAAAGAUCAAUUAUUGAUGACAGAUUUGUUUAAUUAAUUAGGAAAAAAGAGUGGGAAGAUAAUUAUAAAAGCAGAUUAAGUAAAGUAAUGUAACGAUGAUUUGGAAAUUACAGUAUCUGGAUAGAAUUUACCUGAUACUAGAUUUUGGUUUUGGCGUGGGGCUUGUCCAUUUUUAAGAUUUUAUAGAUUAAGAAAAGAUGAUUGUAAUCCAAUUUUAGUUUAUGAAACUGAAUUUAUAAAGGAUACAUCAAAUCCUUCAUGGAAAACUAUAUAAUGUAAAGCAUAAAAACUUUGUAAUGGAGAUUAUUAGAUGCCCAUUAAGGUAGAACUUUGGGAUUAUAGAACAUCAGGGAAACAUUUAUAUAUAGGGGAAACAACAUUUUGUAUAGAGGAAUUGAAAGAAGCUUUUCAAUAGAGUAAGCCUUAAAAAAAAGAAUUUAGAAAUAAAUAAAAGAAUAACUAAUUAGCAGGAACGAUAUCAUUUGAUAAAUUCAGUUUAAAGUGCAAAUAUAGUUUUUUAGAUUAUUUAGAGGGAGGUUAAUAAUUAAAUUUGAUUGUUGCAAUUGAUUUUACAGCUUCAAAUGGUAAUCCAAAAGAAAAAAAUUCAUUACAUUAUAUGCCUUAAAAUGGAGAUCCAAGUUAAUAUUUAUAAGCAAUAACAAGUGUAGUUGAAAUCUUGAUAAAUUAUGAUUAUGAUAAAAAGGUGCCAGUUUAUGGUUUUGGAUGCAAACCAAAAUUAAAGAUAUUAAAUACAAAUAAAACUUUGAAUAUCUUUCCAUUAAAUGAUAAUCCAUCGGAUCCUGAGUAAAAAUAAUAUAAAUUAAUUUUAGAGUAUUUGGAUUAGAUGGUAUAAUUUAAUGUUAUAAAAAUUCUAUUUAACAUUUAUAAUUAGAUGGUCCAACUUAUAUACAUCCUGUUAUAUAAAAGGCAAUGGAGAUGGCUUAAGAGGCUAAAGAUUAGGGGAGUGGAAACUAUUUAAUUUUAAUGAUUUUAACUGACGGAUAAACUGAUGAUUUAUAAGCAUCAAUAGAUGAUGUUAUAGCAUCUUCUUAUUUACCAUUAUCGAUCAUAAUUGUAGGAAUAGGAAAUGCAGAUUUCAAGAAGAUGAAUAUACUUGACAAUGAUGAUAAAAAUAUGUUGAAUAGUAAAGGUUAGAAAGCUGUAAGAGAUUUGGUUCAAUUUGUACCAUUUAAUUAAUUCAAAUAAGAUUUAACACUUUUAUCAAAAGAAGUAUUGGCUGAAUUGCCUGAUUAAUUAGUGGAAUAUAUGGAAUUGAUGAAAAUACCACCAAAACCUCCUACAUGUAAAAAAUGAGAUUUAUUUAAAUAGAUAAAAAUAAACAAAUUUAAAUGACAGGAUCUAUGAUGAAUGUUUAUCCAUAGUUUUAAUUUUAAAGAAGUGAUUAAUAGUAACAAUAAUAUAUGUCAUAAUUGGAAGAAAAAUAAAAUAAUUAGAUGCCUGUUAAGACAGGAUUUACUAAUGAAACUUUAGGAUAAGGUUUGAUUGAAGAAGGAAUUUAGAAAUAGUAAUAAAAGCAAGCUUGA